AUGGAUGAUCCCAAUAUAGAUCUGUUCAUGGCCACACUGGAUGUGCACCAAAAGCUUCUGAAAGGCAAGGACGUAAUUCAACGAGAACACAAUGAUGCGAAAAUCCUACUUGAAAGAUUUUCAGAUGAAAUGAAGCGGGUCCAUGAUGAUGCCACAGUAAAGGCAUGGAAUUUGGUGAGAUGUAUUGUGAAUUACUGGGAAAGACAAAAGGCGCAGCUCGAGAAAUCAAUCGCCUUCGUGAGGUUCAUUCUGGAUAGUCUAAGAAUGGAUACAAGAGUGAAAGAGGAUCUUGAUAAACUCAGUGAUGUGGAUAUAAGUUUCCUUGAUGAUGGCGAUCAAGAUGAAAACGAACCUAUCAUAGCUGAUAACAAUAACACCGCCGAUGCGGUCGAAGACCUCACCAUCUCUCGUCAGCCCUCAAGCUCAAAUAGGCAAGUUACGAACAACUCAGGUCCCACCAUAUCUCCGGCUAUAAAAUUCAACUUGCCACCGCGAUCUUCACCUCCAAACUACCCAUCAUUCGAUUCUCGUGAGGAACGAUCUGCUUAUUCCAAGGCAUCAAGUGCUCCAACAUGGCAAGACUGGUAUGAACAAGUCCUCAUUUACGUCCAAAGGGGAGUAUCCGAUCGAUGUCAAGCCCAAUCUAUAGAUACUCAUCGAUGUCCAGAUUCAGGCCCAAGGAGAUCAGCAAGGAUCGGUGAUCUUGACACAAAGAACAAGAGCAAAAAUGUGCUUACCGAUACUACACAUACAAGGCUUAUCCAACUUAUUGAACCCCUACCACCCGAUCGGUUGACUUUCUGCUACAUAUUCGCACAAAUUCGAAAUCAUAUUCACAGGAACCCAGGAAUCAAAGCCUAUGAGAUAACAAAAUGGCGUGAUUGGUGGGAACCUGAAUACAUACACUAUAAAACAGCUCCAUACUUUCAAUUAUAUUACAUAUUCUUAAGUCGUAUCGUUAAGAAGAGAGCUUGGGCAUUUGCGUUGUACAAAUGGACAGAGCGAAAGGAACAUGAAGUCAUCUUGGGCUGUCAAUCCGUGUUGACAUAUAUGGAAAUACUUGUACUUGAAUCAAAAACGGAGCUUGAUUCUAGACAACCCAGAGAGAAUUAA
This is a messenger RNA of Kwoniella shivajii, 1113 nucleotides long. RefSeq lists its product as uncharacterized. The record is from RefSeq and is a predicted model, not a curated record. The coding region runs from base 1 to 1113 and encodes 370 amino acids. The transcript is spliced from 4 exons. NCBI's taxonomy places the organism in Eukaryota, Fungi, Basidiomycota, Tremellomycetes, Tremellales, Cryptococcaceae.